CAAUUAUUAAAUUGGUGCAGCUAUUCCAUCAAAUAUAUUUUUUAAAAUGUGAGCGCGUUACACAACAUCUCGAGGUCUGUUCUUUUCAAUUGAACCUUUUACAUGUGCAAAGCUAAAAGAACGGACUUCGAGACCGUUGAGCAAGCGCGCUGAGCCGGCCUACACGCGCGCUAUCUCCCUAUCAUUUGUUUUCCGAUGUUAGCGGAAUUUUAGUGCAGAUUGUUUUACGAUACGUAAAGGUGUUGUUGGUGUUGCGUGUGUUGUGUUGCUUCCCAUUGUUCCCAUUUAGCAAGAACGGUUGUGGCGAAGAUAAAGUUGGACAGUCAUGUACCCAAUAAUUUACCUGCCUUACCUCUACAAUCUAUAAAUGAUCUUCGAAAAUUUGAGAAAUACUUGAGAGAGCCAGAAAAUAUGUCAGCUACGAUUAAAUAUAUUAGUUUUUAUGGAAGUGAUCCAGAUGAAACAAAAGCAACGAUGAAUGUGAUGAAAAAAUUAAUGUACAACUGUUUGGCAAAAAACAUAAAUUUUAAAGGUCUUGAUCCCAAUUCAUCAAAAAUUCCUCUUGAACAAUGUCAUAUGUGGGACCUAAUUCAAGGUGCUGUGAUGUGUAAUAAAAAAGAAAAUUGUGACAUUAAUAAACUGAAGAGAGCAUGUCAAAAUUGGUUGAAGCAAGCUCCACAUCGGAAGCAAGAAAUUGCAUAUAUUCCUGUUAAGACUCCUGACGCCUCACCGAGAACUCCGUAUUGACGGUAGUAACGUUUCGUCGCGGACAAAAUUAGAGCUAUAGUAGAAACGUGACAGAUUGACGACGAAAUGUUGUGUAUGUCAUUCCAUUAUUAUAUAUUCCAUUGUGAAAAUUUGACUUAUCUCAUAUUUACCAAAUUUGUAAGAAUGGACCGCAAGUAAAGUUUCUUUGAAGUAAUACAUAAAAGCAUAUUUCACUCCUUUCAAUAUCCAUGUGUUUUCCUGUUUGAAUAGGCAUCACUUUACGUACUUUUAACGACUAUUUACUGACAGGCGGAAAAAGGAUAGUCAAGACCCAUUUUUACAAGUGUUUUAAAGCGAUUUUGUUAUUCUAUUUUAUUCAAAUUCUAUUUAUAAAUGCCACGUCGGAAAUUUUAGUUCAACUGUGUGUUUUCUUGUCUGAAUGGUUUCAUUUUAUGUGCUUUUUACGACUAUUUACUGACUAUUGGGCGGAAAAAGAUUAGUCAAGAUUCAUUUUUACAAGUUUUUUUAAAGCUGUAUAUUAAUAGAAACGAAUGUAAAUAAACGUUAUUAAAACUA
Messenger RNA from Solenopsis invicta (red fire ant), 1284 nucleotides. RefSeq lists its product as uncharacterized. The record is from RefSeq and is a predicted model, not a curated record. Bases 412 to 747 code for a protein of 111 amino acids. NCBI's taxonomy places the organism in Eukaryota, Metazoa, Arthropoda, Insecta, Hymenoptera, Formicidae. The transcript is spliced from 3 exons.